CUUGCCUACUUAAAGCCUGAGCGGGCGGCAGGCGUGUGCCCCCGGAACUUACCUCACCUUAGGAACUUGGAAAUAAGCACGUAAGGUACCUCAAGAAGGAAGGCAGGCACUGGCUGUGCUCCUGUCCAGGCCAGGCCCAGUCCAGUCGAGGCAAGGGCAGCCCGUAGACUCUCAUCACCGCGGAGUGCCAACAAGGGAAGGAACGCCUCCCCAAAUUUUUGCGGGAGGGAAGGUAUGGUUGGGGUGCGUGGGUGCCAUGGCCAGCAGCGCCCAGUGCUGACGGAGCCAGGUUGGCAGGGGUGUGUGGCCUUUCUGGUGGAUUCCGACACAAUCUCAAACCGAAUUUUUUUUUUCUCCCCUACUUCUUGCCUCCUCCUCCGAUCUUCAAAAUCCCUUUUCCCUCCCACAACCUCCCCCCCUCCUCCCACACAAAACUCUUCCCACCUUACAAAAACAAAAGGGAUUAUAUUCCUUCAACCCCCCAUCCCCCUCACCGACACAUCACAUUUCAUCACCUGUUCUCUUGUCUUUCCUUUGACGCAUCUUGGGAAAAGCAAGUCUUCAGAACUAAUCGUCGUGCGCCUGAGCACUACGCGCCUGCCUAAUAGACGAACACCGAGAAGGACAAACUUAGGAAAGUCAACGACCCGACUUUCUGUUUCUUCUUCCUCUUUUUUCCAUCCUUCGGUUUGCUUUUUUAUCAACCGCGGACCGGCUUCCUUUCACUUCGACUUUUUACUCUUUCGCUGUUUCUUCAGUCGCUUCGAGAGUAAUCCGACCACGUCGAUCGAUUCCAGAUACCCUUCCGUCGACACUCGAGCAAACAAAGUCUUCCAACUACAGUCACGAUCAAAUCAUCCAUCAUGGCUGACCAACUCAACAUGUCUGGCCUGAACAUUCAGGACCAGCAGAACCAACCCCGCUCGUACAUCCCGCCUCACAUGCGUAAGAUGGGUGGUGCGGCUCCUCCGGCGAUGAACGGUGGCGGUGGUGGUAUCAACAACAGCGCUUGGGCUGCUGGCAACCAGCAGAACUUCAACGCUGCUCAGCCCGGCGGCGACUGGCCUGCCAUGGGCGGCCCUGGCGGUCCCGGCGGUCCCCCUGCUGCUGCCCCUGCUCCUCAGCAAAACUUUCACCCCCGCGGUGGUCGUGGUGGCUGGCAAGGCGAGGGCGGUGGCCGCGGCGGUUACAGCGGUGGCGGCUACGGUGGUCACGCCGGCGGCGGCGGCGGCCAGGCUCGCGGUUCUGGCGAUGGUCAGUGGCGCGACGGCAAGCACAUUCCCGGCCCCGUCAACCCCCGUGUUGAGCGUGAGCUCUUCGGUACCCCCGACGACCCGUCCAAGCAGCACACCGGUAUCAACUUCGAGAAGUACGACGACAUCCCCGUCGAGGCCUCUGGACAUGACGUUCCCGAGCCCGUCCUGACCUUCUCGAACCCUCCCCUCGACAACCACCUCAUCAGCAACAUCGAGAUGGCCCGCUACAAGGUCCCCACCCCCGUUCAGAAGUACUCGAUCCCCAUCGUCAUGGGUGGUCGCGAUCUCAUGGCUUGUGCCCAGACUGGUUCCGGAAAGACUGGUGGUUUCCUCUUCCCCAUUCUGUCCCAGGCAUUCAUCAACGGUCCUUCUGCCGUUCCUCCCAACGCUGCGGGUGGCUUCGGUCGCCAGCGCAAGGCUUACCCCACCUCCCUGAUUCUGGCUCCCACCCGUGAGCUGGUCUCCCAGAUCUACGAAGAGUCUCGCAAGUUUGCGUACCGUUCCUGGGUCCGCCCCUGCGUCGUCUACGGUGGUGCCGACAUUGGUUCCCAGCUUCGCCAGAUCGAGCGCGGCUGCGACUUGCUCGUUGCUACUCCGGGACGUCUUGUCGAUCUCAUAGAGCGUGGUCGCAUCUCCCUGCAGAACAUUAAGUACCUCGUGCUCGACGAGGCUGACCGCAUGCUUGACAUGGGUUUCGAGCCCCAGAUUCGCCGCAUUGUCGAGGGCGAGGACAUGCCCAACGUCCAGAACCGCCAGACUCUCAUGUUCUCGGCCACUUUCCCCCGCGACAUCCAGAUGCUCGCCCGCGACUUCUUGAAGGACUACGUCUUCUUGUCCGUCGGUCGUGUCGGUUCCACCUCUGAGAACAUUACUCAGAAGGUCGAGUACGUCGAGGAUGUUGACAAGCGCUCUGUGCUCUUGGACAUUCUCCACACCCACGGUGCUGGUCUCACUCUCAUCUUCGUCGAGACCAAGCGUAUGGCCGACUCUCUUUCAGACUUCCUGAUCAACCAGAGCUUCCCCGCCACCUCCAUUCACGGUGACCGCACCCAGCGUGAGCGUGAGCGCGCUCUCGAGUUCUUCCGCAACGGUCGUUGCCCCAUUCUGGUCGCUACUGCUGUCGCUGCUCGUGGUCUCGAUAUCCCCAACGUCACCCACGUUGUCAACUACGACUUGCCCACCGACAUUGACGACUACGUUCACCGUAUCGGUCGUACUGGUCGUGCCGGAAACACUGGUCACUCCACUGCCUUCUUCAACCGUGGCAACCGUGGUGUCGUCCGCGAGCUUCUCGAGCUUCUUAAGGAGGCUAACCAGGAGGUUCCCAGCUUCCUCGAGACCAUUGCUCGUGAGUCUUCCUACGGUGGUGGCCGUGGCGGUCGUCCUCGCGGCGGUGGCCGUGGACAGGGUGCCAACCGCGAUUUCCGCAAGUACGGCGGUGGCGGUGCCGGCGGCGGCGGCUUCGGCGGUGCUCCUGGCGGUGGCUUCAGCGGCGGUGGUGGUGGUGCCUACGGAGGUGGUGGCGGCGGCUUCGGCGGCCCCCCUGGUGGCGGCUACGGCGGCGGUGCUGGCGGUGGCGGCGGUUACGGUGGUGGUGGUGGUGGCUACGGCGGUGGUGGCUACGGCAACCCCGGUGGCCCUGGCGGAAACUCGUCUUGGUGGUAAACAUCUUCCCAUCACGACAUCUGGCGACUGCGAAACAGACGGGAGUCUAGCGGUACGCAGCCAGGCAGCUUUUGCAACUAGCUGCGAGUUUUCGAGUUUCUUUUUUCCUUUGGGUUUGCGCGCAUGGGUCAACAUGGUACGCAUUCAUCGUCACGCUUUUUUCUGCAUUUCGACUUCUUUUUUUCGACACGGCGACAUGACCCCGAGAGCCAACGGUUGUGCCUCUCAAACUCCAACGAGAAGCAUCAUCGGGUGUUCGGACAGGCAUCGGCAUCGAUAGAGAGCAUUUCUUUGAUUUUGCUGGACCGAAACUCCAUGAUACCCUUAGAUCGACAUUGGGAAAAGCUUUGAGAAUCGGCAGAGCUGCAUGACAACACAUGCGAUGUGCUGCAGCGUGGCCGGAUCUACGGAUACACGACACGGAUCCUGGAUCUGCCUACGCAUUACGACGAUCAUGUUUCUGCUUUUCUACCAGCGUUUUCCCCCGAAGGGCAUAUUCGACGCUUUUCGAUGAUAGAAGGGUCAUGCAUCUCGCCGUGCAUACAAUAGACAAAAGUGGAUUUUCUCGGUCGUCUGGUCAUCAUCGACGCUGCAGGUCUGCCCCCGGGGCAAACAGGGCAGGGCAGCGAUAUUGAGGACAAGGCGGCGGAAAUAGACUGGACUGGUAAUGGAAGGUUCGGAUGGACGGUCGACAGAACGGAUAAUCACAAGACGUUUUGAGAGCGGGAACCAGUGGCCCUCCCAGGCACAGAUUAGGGAUUCACAGGGAGGGGAUACAAAAGUUCUUGCUCUUAAUCGAUAAUGGCCACAACAUGGACAUGGUCUUCAAGCUCCUGCAAUGGAAAAGGAAUUGCGGGGGGCUGGAGGCAUCAGAGACUUCGGUCUUGGGUUUGGGGCGAGGCGGCCGUGCAAGGCCAUCCCCUGGUAGACAGCCAGUCUGGACUGAGAAGUCCCAAUAAAAACAGAUUCUGAU
Colletotrichum scovillei is the source of this 3894-nucleotide messenger RNA. RefSeq names its product DEAD/DEAH box helicase. The transcript is spliced from 2 exons. Gene Ontology annotation, cellular component: nucleus. The record is from RefSeq and is a predicted model, not a curated record. Bases 864 to 2921 code for a protein of 685 amino acids. Lineage: Eukaryota; Fungi; Ascomycota; Sordariomycetes; Glomerellales; Glomerellaceae. Gene Ontology annotation, molecular function: RNA binding; ATP binding; RNA helicase activity.